UGCUGCUGGCAGCACUGAACGACCGGCUGGUGGUGGCAACAGGGGCGUCGGUGGCAGUGGGGCGGGUGGCCACAGUGGACGUGCAGCAGCGCCUCACAGGGCUGCUGGAGCCGCUGCUCGCGGGGUGGGUGUCACUCGUGCACUCCCAGGGGCCGCACCCCAUGCUGCACCUGCCCAAGCUCAUCUCCCAGCUCAUCUCCCGCUUUGACGUCAUGCGCCUCACUCCGCGCCUUGUGGAGCUGCUCAGUCGCGGACCAACCAUCUGCUGCCAGCUGGCACUCGAGCUCUCUGAAACUGGACCUCAGUUUAACUCGGAGGUGAGGGUGAUGAGUGCGAUGAGGGCGCGCAACUUUGACAAGGCACUGGACAUCCUCACCACCGACUUCCACCACUCCAUUGCCUACCCGCGCUGCCCUCCCUCCUCGCGCCUCUUUCACCGCUUCAGGCAGCUCGGCCGCCGCUGCAUCACGUUCGCGCAGUUUGACAAGGCAAAAGCAACCUUUGAGGUAGUGGGGGACUACGAGGCCAUGUACGACCUCUUCAUCGCGCACAUGAACCCCUCCGCACUGCGCCGCCUUGCCGCCACGCUGGAGGAGACCGAGGCACAGCCGGAGCUGGAGCGCGAGUGCAUGCAGGUGCUCAAGGUGCGCUCGUCCCUCUGGAACCAGGGCGGUGUCCUCUCUGCUAUUGCACAGGAGGCACUCGCACCGAGACCUGCCGACUGGGCUGGCGGGAACUGGACCGUGCUCGUCGCCCCUGACCCGUCUGAGGCCAAACCUGCUGCCGGCACUGCUGCUGGAGAUGCUGCUGCUGCUGCUGCUGCUGGAGCGGCAGGAGGGGCGAUUGUAGGGGGAGCAGCGGCGGCGGGGGCAGCGGCGGCAGCAGGGGGGCUGAAGCCUCAAGCGGAGAUCACCCACUCGUGGACGUUUGGGAAUGAGGUAACCGCGUACAUGAAGACAGAGGGCGGCGCUAUUCCCAUCAUCAUUGCGGACAGCGUGGGGGUCUACCUGGGCGUGGCGCGCGGCAAGGGCGUGGUCACAGAGAUUCUCGAGAUGAAGAAGGACGAGGGCAAGAAGGAGGUGAAGAAGAAGAAAAAGAAGGCCACCGAGGCAGAGAUCAUGGCGGCAGCUGUUGCGAGCUUCCUGCCCGGGGCUGAGGCGGCGUCGGCAGCAGCAGGCGCGGCGGUGCCGAGAGGGGAGGAGACGGCGGAGGAGGCGCAGCAGCGGGCGGCUGCGGAGUUCAAGACGAGUAUGUACGGGGCAGGGGAGGCGUUUGACAGCGACAGCGACGAUGACACCAUGUCCACCACGUCCCGGCGCAGCAAGUUCAGCAUCAAGAUCAAGGACAAGGACGCGCGGGCAGGAGUGGUGGAUGUGGGGCGCCUCAAGGCGGCGUCCAAGACGCUCACUCUGGGCGCACCAGCCAAGCCACCAUCCGCUGCCGCCACAGAGGAGUUCGGGUGGCAGCAGUUCGAGUCCGACUCCUCUGGCCUCGCCAUCGCUGUGGCGCUCGGGUAUGCGAAACCCAUGCUGCCGCCAGGGCAGCAGGGCGCUGCUGGGCCGGAUGGCAGUGCUGCUGCCGCAGCCGCAGCCGCAGCUGCAGCAGCCGCCGCAGCCGUGGCGGCAGUGGGUGAGGGAGGAGCGGUGGGAGCAGAGGUGGUGGGGGAGAGCAAGGAGCUGUUUGGGGACGACGUUCCCUUCUCUGCAGAGCCGUCCUUCCAAGCCACUCAACCCGCACCGGCGGAAGCAGCGGCAGCAGCAGCAGCAGCAGCAGCAGGAGCAGGGAAGCAACGGCCCAUGCUGCCCCCUCCAUCGGCAGGUCCUUUGCAGAUGCAGCCCGCAGCAGCCGCCGCAGCAGCAGCAGCAGAGCCGGCAGCGCAGGAGGAGUUUGGGGGGUUGCUGGCGGGAACAGCAGAGGCGCAGGGCAAGGGGGAACCGGGGCAGCAGCUCAAGGUGCCGCUGCCGAAAAAGGCUGGUGGGGCGGAAGCGGAUGGUGCGAAUGCUCUGCCUCCUGAGAUCUCAGCGCUGUCAGAGGCACAGGCGGGCGGGGAGAAGGGCCCCAGCAAGGAGCGGGAGGCAGCUCGUGCUGCCAUGCCCACCAAGAUCCUCCCUGGCUAUGUGCCACGUGGCGCGUCAGCAGCGGUGUGUGUGAAGGUGGCGCUGGUGCACGUGGACGACAACCGGCUGGCGGACGCACUGGCGUGUGUGGACGAGGCCUUCCUCGCCAUGGCCAAGGACCGCUCCCUCGGCAAGAACAUUCAGGCCCAGGCGCGCAUUGCUGCCCACUACAAGAUCGGUGCUACCAUCCUGCAGGAGAUAGUGCGGCUGCAGAAGGCGGAGGGGCAGGGCGCGCUGGGCGCCAAGGAGGAGAUGGCGCGCCUGGCACGGCACCUGGCGUCGCUGCCGCUGCAGCCGAAGCACCGCAUCAGCUGUGCGCGCACGGCCAUCCGGCGCAACAUGGAGGUGCACAACUUCGCCUACUCCAACCGCCUCCUGCACGCCCUCCUCGCCAAGGCGCCCCCCAACAAGCAGGCCGAGCUCCGGGCACUUGCCAACAUCUGCAUGUCGCGGGGCCUCACAGACCGCACCAUCAACCGCAACGAGGACCCCUCGCGCUUCUGUGCGGCGUCGCUGGCGCUGCUGCCCACCAUAGGCCACGACGUGUGUGACACCUGCAAUGCGUGCUUCGCUGCGCUCGCCACCCCCGGCUGCCCCAUCUGCGGCAUGGGCACUGUCAGGCGCUUUGACAAGGCGGGGGCGGGUGCUGCUGCUGCAGGCGCGGGUGGUGCAGCAGGGAGGGCUGCUGCUGCUGGCGGGCAGGCGGGCAGAGGGAAGGGUGGUGUCACUGCGUUUGCAUCGCCGUUCUGA
Messenger RNA from Closterium sp. Yama58-4, 2867 nucleotides. The record is from the annotation of a GenBank genome assembly. Lineage: Eukaryota; Viridiplantae; Streptophyta; Zygnematophyceae; Desmidiales; Closteriaceae.